Molecule: messenger RNA, 1699 nt
Organism: Vitis riparia (riverbank grape)
Lineage: Eukaryota; Viridiplantae; Streptophyta; Magnoliopsida; Vitales; Vitaceae
Product: glutamate decarboxylase
Exons: 6
Coding region: 87-1553 (488 amino acids)
Biological process (GO): L-glutamate catabolic process
Cellular component (GO): cytosol
Molecular function (GO): glutamate decarboxylase activity; pyridoxal phosphate binding
Source: RefSeq, a predicted model, not a curated record
GUAGGUGCUGGGCUUCAUCUCCAAGACCCCGAAAGCCAUCUCUUUCUGUUUUUUCUCAUCGUCGAUCUAUUAUCCCAGCCACAGCCAUGGCUCUGUCGGAGACGACAUCGGAGUCCAAUGCCUCCAUCCACUCCACCUUCGCUUCUCGAUAUGUUAGAGUUUCGCUCCCAAGGUUCAAGAUUCCGGCGAAUUCGAUACCGAAGGAGGCAGCGUACCAGAUAAUAAACGACGAGCUGAUGCUGGAUGGGAACCCGAGGCUGAACCUGGCUUCAUUUGUGACAACAUGGAUGGAACCAGAGUGCGAUAAGCUAAUCAUGGCCUCCAUUAACAAGAACUACGUUGAUAUGGACGAGUACCCUGUCACCACUGAGCUACAGAAUCGCUGCGUAAACAUGAUAGCACAUCUAUUUAAUGCACCACUUGGAGAGUCGGAGGCAGCAGUUGGUGUGGGAACAGUGGGAUCUUCAGAGGCAAUAAUGCUUGCUGGUUUGGCAUUCAAGAGGAAGUGGCAAAACAAGAGGAAAGCUGAGGGCAAACCCCAUGACAAGCCUAACAUUGUGACUGGAGCUAAUGUUCAGGUGUGCUGGGAGAAAUUUGCAAGGUACUUUGAGGUGGAAUUGAAGGAAGUGAAGCUGACGGAUGGCUACUAUGUGAUGGACCCUGUCAAAGCAGUGGAGAUGGUGGACGAGAACACCAUCUGUGUUGCUGCUAUCCUUGGUUCUACCCUCAAUGGAGAAUUCGAAGAUGUUAAACACUUGAAUGAUCUUUUGACAAAGAAAAACAAAGAAACAGGAUGGGAUACUCCAAUCCAUGUAGAUGCAGCAAGUGGUGGCUUUAUUGCACCCUUUCUUCACCCAGAGCUGGAGUGGGACUUCCGCUUGCCACUUGUGAAAAGCAUUAACGUUAGCGGCCACAAGUACGGGCUUGUGUAUGCUGGCAUAGGUUGGGUGAUUUGGAGGAGUAAAGAGGACUUGCCCGAUGAGCUCAUCUUUCAUAUCAACUAUCUUGGAGCCGACCAACCUACCUUCACCCUCAACUUCUCCAAAGGUUCUAGUCAAGUUAUUGCUCAGUAUUAUCAACUCAUUCGCUUGGGCUAUGAGGGAUAUAGGAACAUUAUGGAAAACUGUCAAGAAAAUGCAAGGGUGCUCAAAGAAGGAUUGGAGAAGACAGGGCACUUCAACAUUGUGUCUAAAGAGAAUGGAGUGCCAUUAGUAGCCUUCUCUUUGAAAGACAACAGCUGUCACAAUGAGUUCGAGGUGUCAGACAUGCUGCGACGCUAUGGAUGGAUCGUGCCAGCUUAUACCAUGCCGCCGGAUGCACAACAUGUGACUGUUCUUCGUGUCGUCAUAAGAGAAGAUUUCUCGCGCACACUUGCUGAGCGUCUGGUCACAGAUAUCCAAAAAGUCCUAUAUGAGCUCGAUACUCUCCCCGCUAAGAUUACAGCCAAGGUCCAACAGAGCAACAAGAAGAGUGAAAUUGAGACACAGAGGGAGAUCACCGAAGCUUGGAAGAAGUUCGUCAGGGAGAAGAAGAAGACUAAUGGCGUUUGUUAGAGUUUAAAGCCAGACCUUCUGGGGCGGAGCCUAAGUUUUGCUACUCCGUUAUUUAUUAAGAGCGGUUGAGUUUGUGGAGAUUAUAAGCCAUAAUGGGUUUUCUUUAAAUUGAAUGGAAAGUUGUUUGGUGUGGUUUUAAUUGCUAA